Oncorhynchus nerka (sockeye salmon) is the source of this 1930-nucleotide messenger RNA. Its product is annotated as tubulin alpha chain-like. Gene Ontology annotation, molecular function: GTP binding; structural constituent of cytoskeleton. Bases 138 to 1493 code for a protein of 451 amino acids. Gene Ontology annotation, biological process: microtubule cytoskeleton organization; mitotic cell cycle. The record is from RefSeq and is a predicted model, not a curated record. Gene Ontology annotation, cellular component: microtubule; cytoplasm. The transcript has 4 exons. Lineage: Eukaryota; Metazoa; Chordata; Actinopteri; Salmoniformes; Salmonidae.
CAUUGAAUGAGAAAGCACCGCCUCCGCCUCCUCCCGCAGUGGCCAGCGCACUCUGAAGCUGUCUAGAGAAGUGUGCACUGUUCGUCUUUCCGGCGCCUCUAUCCCAGCAUCAUACCUUUCCUCAUAAAGCAAUCAAAAUGCGUGAAUGUAUCUCAGUACACGUGGGUCAGGCUGGAGUCCAGAUGGGCAAUGCAUGCUGGGAACUCUACUGUCUGGAGCACGGGAUCCAGCCUGAUGGUCAGAUGCCCAGUGACAAGACCAUUGGAGGAGGAGACGACUCCUUCAACACCUUCUUCAGUGAGACUGGAGCUGGCAAGCAUGUCCCCAGGGCUGUGUUUGUGGAUCUGGAGCCCACUGUCAUUGAUGAGGUGCGCACAGGAACUUACCGCCAACUCUUCCAUCCUGAGCAGUUGAUCACUGGGAAGGAGGAUGCAGCCAACAACUACGCCCGUGGUCAUUACACCAUCGGCAAAGAGAUCAUAGACAUGGUUCUGGACAGGACUCGCAAACUGGCUGACCAGUGCACUGGCCUCCAAGGCUUCCUGGUCUUCCACAGCUUUGGAGGUGGCACCGGUUCCGGUUUCACCUCCCUGUUAAUGGAACGCCUGUCUGUUGACUAUGGCAAGAAGUCCAAGCUUGAGUUCUCCAUCUACCCAGCUCCCCAGGUAUCCACAGCUGUUGUUGAGCCCUACAACGCCAUCCUGACCACCCACACCACCCUGGAACAUUCAGACUGUGCUUUUAUGGUAGACAAUGAGGCUAUCUAUGACAUCUGCCGUAGGAACCUUGAUAUUGAGCGUCCGUCCUACACUAAUCUUAACAGGUUGAUUGGCCAGAUUGUGUCCUCCAUCACUGCUUCCCUCCGAUUCGAUGGUGCCCUCAAUGUUGAUCUGACAGAGUUCCAGACUAACUUGGUGCCCUAUCCCCGUAUCCACUUCCCUCUGGCCACCUAUGCCCCAGUGAUCUCAGCAGAGAGGGCUUACCAUGAGCAACUCUCUGUGUCUGAGAUCACCAAUGCUUGCUUUGAGCCAUGUAAUCAGAUGGUAAAAUGUGACCCACGUCACGGCAAGUACAUGGCCUGCUGUCUGCUGUAUCGUGGUGACGUUGUGCCCAAAGACGUUAACGCUGCCAUUGCCACCAUCAAAACAAAACGCUCCAUCCAGUUUGUAGACUGGUGCCCAACUGGUUUUAAGGUUGGUAUCAACUACCAGCCCCCAACUGUGGUACCUGGUGGAGAUCUGGCCAAGGUCCAGAGGGCAGUGUGCAUGCUUAGCAACACCACUGCUAUUGCAGAGGCCUGGGCCCGCCUUGAUCACAAGUUUGACCUGAUGUAUGCCAAGCGUGCUUUCGUGCAUUGGUACGUAGGUGAGGGUAUGGAGGAGGGAGAGUUCUCUGAGGCCAGGGAAGACAUGGCUGCCCUGGAGAAAGAUUAUGAGGAGGUGGGUGUCGACUCCAUUGAGGGAGAGGGAGAGGAGGAGGGAGAGGAGUAUUAAAUACCCUGCCAUGUGACCCAGAGCUGAGAAUGACUGAAUUGUUUCCACUACACUUUUUGAAAAAGGGUUCCAAAAGGGUUCUUCGACCGUCCCCAUAGGAUAACCCUUUUUGCUUCCAGGUGAAUCAUUUUUGGUUCCAGGUUAAAAAAACGUUUGAGUUCCAAAAGGGUUCAACCGUGAACCAAAAAGAGUUCUUCAAAGGGUUCUCUAACAGGGACAGCCAAAGAACCCUUUUAGGUUCUAGAUAUAACCUUUUUUUUCUAAGAGUGUAUGAUUCUGUCUUGAACAACCAAUAUAAUGAAGUAGCAGGAUGGUAAGGUGUAGUCUACAAGUCUUAAAAUAUGCUCACUCACAAAGGCUGAUGUCCUUGCUUAAUCUGUGCUUUUGUAGCGAGAUCCCAAUAAAAUGAUCAUCAAUAAAGAAGUUUGUUCUCUGUC